Molecule: messenger RNA, 1657 nt
Organism: Castor canadensis (American beaver)
Lineage: Eukaryota; Metazoa; Chordata; Mammalia; Rodentia; Castoridae
Gene: Hhex
Product: hematopoietically expressed homeobox
Biological process (GO): regulation of transcription by RNA polymerase II; cell differentiation
Molecular function (GO): RNA polymerase II cis-regulatory region sequence-specific DNA binding; DNA-binding transcription factor activity, RNA polymerase II-specific
Source: RefSeq, a predicted model, not a curated record
GGAUAAAUGUAGCGCCGCGGCGCGGGCGGCCAGCUCUCCGAGGGGCCGGAGCGCAGCGCAGCCAUGCAGUACCCGCACCCCGGGCCCGCUGCGGCGCCGCUGUACGCGCCCACGCCGCUGCUGCAGCCCGCGCACCCAACGCCCUUCUACAUCGAGGACAUCCUGGGCCGCGGGCCCGCCGCACCCACGCCCACCCCCACGCUGCCGUCUCCCAACUCCUCCUUCACUAGCCUCGUGUCCUCCUACCGGACCCCCGUGUACGAGCCCACGCCGAUCCACCCCGCCUUCUCGCACCACUCGGCUGCCGCGCUGGCCGCCGCCUACGGCCCCGGUGGCUUCGGAGGCCCUCUGUACCCUUUCCCGCGGACAGUGAACGACUACACGCACGCCUUGCUCCGCCACGACCCCUUGGGCAAACCCCUGCUCUGGAGCCCCUUCCUGCAGCGGCCUCUGCAUAAAAGGAAAGGAGGCCAGGUGAGGUUCUCCAACGACCAGACCAUCGAGCUGGAGAAGAAGUUCGAGACCCAGAAAUACCUCUCCCCGCCUGAGCGGAAGCGUCUGGCCAAGAUGUUGCAGCUCAGCGAGAGACAAGUGAAAACCUGGUUUCAGAAUCGGAGGGCUAAAUGGAGAAGACUAAAACAGGAGAACCCUCAAAGCAGCAAUAAAAAGGAUGAACUGGAAAAUUUGGACAAUCCCUGUGACCAGGGGCAAGACUUGCCCAGUGAACAGAAUCAAGGUGCUUCCCUGGAUAGUUCUCAGUGCUCACCAUCCCCGGCCUCCCAGGAAGACCUUGACUCAGAGAUUUCAGAGGAUUCUGACCAGGAAGUGGACAUUGAGGGUGAUAAAGGCUAUUUUAAUGCUGGAUGAUGAUCACUGGUGUGUUCAGAAAACUGGACAUGGGAAUAACAUUUUGCCACAGAAGAACUGGAAAACUAUGUGAAAAACGGAAAUCAACUUUCUCAUGUUCUAGAAACUCAAACUAUUUUGGUGCACUGGCUAAUUAACGAACCUUAAUUUUGAUUUAACAAAUGGUGUAUAUAAUGUUUGUGGGUUAUUUUGAUAAAGUGACUAAAUUCACCCCCAUUUUUUAGAAAAGUAAAUUGUUUUUUAUUUAUAAAAGAAGUAAUUUUGAACUUGUUAAAAAUUUAAGUUAUAACUUUAAAGGUUUUAAAGUCAUUUUUGAAUUAGUUUUUUUAUAAUUUGUCUUUACAUUCUACAUAAUGGAAAACCAAAAGAGCACCCCAAAUCCAGAGGUGCACUUUGGAAAAGGGACCUGUAUUUCAGAUGGCAUUGGAAUACUUUAAAAGGAGCAUUUUUUACUUAUAUAGGCUUUUCUUACAUUGCUGCCUUAAACCCCAAACCAUUUCGGAAUUCUUUUUGUGAGAAAGAGAGCUGAUAAGAUCCUUAAAUGCUUGUUUUGCACUGUCACUUAGUACCUUUUUGACCAAGUCGUUAAGAGGGACAGGACAGUACAGUCCUGCAGGCAUAGAAACUGACUGUGACUAAAAUCAUUCAAGAUAAAGUCUAGGUAGGUUGUAGAUAGUGUAGUGUGUAGUGUGUUUUAUAUCAGUGUCUAUAACGUGUAUAUAGAAUUGUUCACUGUAAAAAAAAGGCCAAUUUUUUUUUUUUUUAAUGAAUGGCUGUCUAUAAAAUAAAU